AUGGCUGUUCUAACUUCCUUCGCUACAUUUUGCGUUAAGAAGGUUAACAAAAUGAGGCUCGCUGAGUACAUUGAAGCAAUGAGUGGUGUGAAGUUUUGGUCACAAGUUCUUAGAACUUCUAUCCUGUUCAUCUUUUCUCUUUUGUCUUGA
This is a messenger RNA of Prunus armeniaca (apricot), 150 nucleotides long. Lineage: Eukaryota; Viridiplantae; Streptophyta; Magnoliopsida; Rosales; Rosaceae. The record is from the annotation of a GenBank genome assembly.